AUGGUUCCCAGGGGAGGUUCUUCCAAAAAAUGCGGACCUCAUAAACCACGUAUAGUUACCGCGUCAGAAUCUCGCUUCCUCUAUUUCGAACAAGAGAUACUGGCAGAAUGCACGCAAAAUGCCAUUCCCAACUCACUGGACCUCUUCUUCCGCAUCGUAACGACGCAAGGACUGGCCGAGUCAUUCGACCCAGAUCUGUCUUCGCGCAUUUGCAGUAGGCCAAACCCUAUUCAUAUGCUUGAUAACUACACAGUUGCUGGUGCAAGGAACUCGUCCCUAGGUUCUUCUGGCUUGAUGCCAGACUUUUCAACACCCUUUCGUCAAACAGGUUGGACACAAAAUGGCUUGAAAAAUCAAGAUAGCAACUUCGGAUAUGAUGAGAUAUCGGAAUCGCCUCCGUGGAACGACUAUGGUAGCGCGAUGGACUUCCUUGAACCUUCUCCCUUAUCACCCUUUGACGAUAAUACCUGCCUGGACCCUGGAUCCUCUGUUCGAGUGCUUCCGGAUAUCGAUCCUCUUUCCGCCAUGAACCGCGAGAUUGUGGUGGAGCUCCGAAAUUGA
Molecule: messenger RNA, 561 nt
Organism: Fonsecaea multimorphosa CBS 102226
Lineage: Eukaryota; Fungi; Ascomycota; Eurotiomycetes; Chaetothyriales; Herpotrichiellaceae
Exons: 2
Coding region: 1-561 (186 amino acids)
Source: RefSeq, a predicted model, not a curated record